This is a messenger RNA of Scheffersomyces amazonensis, 472 nucleotides long. It is a transcript of the gene ATP17, whose product is annotated as F1F0 ATP synthase subunit f. Gene Ontology annotation, molecular function: proton-transporting ATP synthase activity, rotational mechanism. Gene Ontology annotation, biological process: proton motive force-driven ATP synthesis. The transcript has 2 exons. The record is from RefSeq and is a predicted model, not a curated record. Bases 36 to 335 code for a protein of 99 amino acids. Lineage: Eukaryota; Fungi; Ascomycota; Pichiomycetes; Serinales; Debaryomycetaceae.
ACUUUAGCGAACCACCAUUACCUUCACUACCGCCAAUGUCAUUUAUCGCUAGAAGACAAUUGUCUACCAUCAUUCCUCCCAAGAUUGCUUCGGCAAAGAACCUUGGAUCAAAUCCAAAUGCCAAAAGAAUGGCCGAAGUGGUUUCAUUCUAUAAAAAAUUACCUACUGGACCAGCCCCAGCUGCUAAGAAACCAACUAAUCCAUUUGCUAGAUAUAAGGCAGCCUAUUUUGAUGGAGAUAAUGCCUCUGGUAAACCAUUACUUCAUUUAGCCAUUGGAAUCAUUUUAUUAGGUUAUACUUGGGAAUACCAAACUCACUUGAAACAUCAUCAUUAGAGAUAUAGUUAAAUUAAUAUAAGUAUUGAUUAAGAGAAUAGUAUGGAGUACUGUAGUAGUAUGUAGAGUAGUACUGAGUACUGAGUAAUGAGUACUGAGUACUGAGUACUGUAAUAGUAGAGUAGUGCAGAAGUCCA